This is a messenger RNA of Daldinia caldariorum, 1324 nucleotides long. RefSeq names its product enoyl-CoA hydratase/isomerase family protein. Lineage: Eukaryota; Fungi; Ascomycota; Sordariomycetes; Xylariales; Hypoxylaceae. Gene Ontology annotation, cellular component: peroxisome. Gene Ontology annotation, molecular function: delta(3)-delta(2)-enoyl-CoA isomerase activity; enoyl-CoA hydratase activity. The record is from RefSeq and is a predicted model, not a curated record. Gene Ontology annotation, biological process: fatty acid beta-oxidation. The coding region runs from base 345 to 1163 and encodes 272 amino acids. The transcript has a single exon.
UAAGUACCUAAGAUACAUGGGUACUAAGGUUCCUUAGAGUACCACCUGUUGGUACACUUUGACUUGAUUAGGGAAAUGCCUCGGCUACAGCUCCACCAUGUCAUCCUCAGGCAUGCGACGGGAGCUUAACGACUUAUAAAUGAAUGCAAACAAACUCAGUUUUCAAAGAAAGAGAUGAAGGAAAAAAUAAAGCAUCACGUACAUCUAAUUCCCGAGAAUUCAAGUAACUUAUACUUUCCUAAGGUCAUAGGUAGACACCUCACCUUGUUUAACCUAUCUCCUACCUAGUGCAUACUACUACUACAUUAGUUCUAACUUAUAUAUCUCCCAAUAAUUCUCUAAACAUGGCUUCAAACGAACUCUUUAAAAUUCCCAUUCCGGCAAUGAAGCCGCAUCCUGGAGGCAGCAUUGUCUGUACAUCUCCAAAACCUCAGGGUUAUGUUCUCACAUGGACCUCGCCACCAGACAACAGGUUCACGCCUGCCUUCAAUACCGCGCUGAUGACAGCGCUUGAUACUAUCGAAUUCGGCCAUCCUCCUGGCGUCGUCAUUACUACUUCAUCCAUUACCAAGUUCUAUUCCAAUGGCCUCGACCUCCAGCUUGCUACAUCGUUGCCGGGCUUCUGGGAAAACAGCCUGUACCCCUUGUUCCGAAGAUUCUUGGCUUAUCCUAUGCCGACGAUUGCUUUGAUCAAUGGCCACGCCUUCGCCGGCGGGUUCAUGUUGGCUAUGCAUCACGACUACCGGGUGUUCACGGGCAAAAAGGGCUACCUAUGCAUAAACGAGCUCGAGUUUGGCGCGCCGUUACUGCCACCCAUGAGCUCCAUCUUCAGAAUGAAGACUACCCCCAAUGUUUAUCGCGACAUGGUUCUCGAAGCCCGGCGGUUCGAUGCUAAAGCUGCGCUUGAAGCUGGGUUGAUCGAUGCCGUCGGCGAGUUGGACGCAGCACUGAGCUUGAUCCAAGAACGAUCGCUGAUCAAGAAGGGAGCUACCGGCGUCUACGGACUACUGAAGGCCGAGAUGUAUCGCGAGAGUAUACAACUGUUGACUGCCACGGGCGAAGAAGGCGCAAAAACCCUGAACAUCCAAGAAGCUGAGAACAAGAGACAAGAAGAGGGCGCAAAACGAUUCAAGGAGGCACAGGGCAGUAAGGCAAAAUUAUAAAUUUAUAACUUGAUCUGUGAUUUUGCAAUUUGUAGUUUCAGCGUCGCGUCUCGGGAGACAGGGAGACAGGGAGACCUAUCGUUCACAUGUUAGGGAUUUACGGAUUACAUGUACUAUAUGUACCUAAGUACUAUGUAAAAAAGGAACUGACGUCAUCAGAA